Blepharisma stoltei is the source of this 945-nucleotide messenger RNA. NCBI's taxonomy places the organism in Eukaryota, Ciliophora, Heterotrichea, Heterotrichida, Blepharismidae. The record is from the annotation of a GenBank genome assembly.
AUGACUGACGUAAUACGACUUGUGAAUACUUUGCAAAUUUUGCCAGUUUUAGGAAUUGGGUUGAGGCUUUGCCUUAGGUCUGGGAUUUCUAAUGAGACAGUGCUGUGAAAUAUGCUGAGAGGGAUACACAUUUAUAUAAAAUUUACAGUAUUGCUGAUUGGACUCACAAAAGAAUUUUACACAAUUUUCCCAGAAUUCACAUGGCUAUCAGAUUUAUUUAUAAGCUAUUCAUUUCCUCUUUAUCAUUAUUUACACAUUUUCAAAGGAAAUUACAGUUCUUUUAGUGAUGAAGGUUUUUACUUUAUUUUAAUCUUGAAUCUCAGCCUAUUUUUAAUUGCAGCACUUUUAAGAUUCCUAUAUAGUUUUACUGAAGAAAAAGUAAAAGGCUUGUUUUUUUAUUAUGAAUUGAUAGUCCCUGAUAUUUUUAUUUUUAUUGUAAAAGACUAUGCUGAUUUUUCCCCUGUACAAAGCCAUCUUCAAGGGUGCGCAAUUUUGGUUACCCUAAGUUUUUGGACUGCAAUAGGAAUUAUUGCCCCUAUGAUAAUUUCUGAAGAUAAAUAUCAUUAUCGUGAAGCAGUUUAUAAUAAAUCUGGGCUGAAAGAGCAAUAUAGGUUUUGGUAAAAAUAAUGCAGGCAUUCAGUCAUAAAAAUUGAAGAAUUAUUUGUGGUGCUUUUGCUUUAUUUCAAUGGAGUGUGGCUACCUAAACAUCUCAGAGCUGUAAAAUUUAUAUAGAAAUCUGUGCUGACCGCAAUUGUGUUUUAUGUCAUAAAAAAAUGCCAGACAAUGUAUUGGCCUUAUUAUCAUAGGUUUUUAAAUAUUUUCUUAGAAAGCAGCUUUUCAGUGCUUACAAUUCUGGCAUUUUGGAACCAUUUUCCUUGGCUUUUAGUUUUGCUUGUGUAUCCAUUCGGCAAGCUUGUGCAGCAAAAAAUCUUAAAAUUGGAUUAA